Poeciliopsis prolifica (blackstripe livebearer) is the source of this 2427-nucleotide messenger RNA. RefSeq names its product chromogranin B (gene chgb). Bases 1 to 2133 code for a protein of 710 amino acids. The record is from RefSeq and is a predicted model, not a curated record. Gene Ontology annotation, cellular component: secretory granule. The transcript is spliced from 8 exons. NCBI's taxonomy places the organism in Eukaryota, Metazoa, Chordata, Actinopteri, Cyprinodontiformes, Poeciliidae.
AUGCGGAGCAACAGGCGGCUGGCUGCAGGAGGGAGCAGACACGAAGUCGCCCCCGAGUCUUCCUCCCACGCUCCCCGCAGCCCAACAGCCCCACGGCCCACUCCCCUCCUCUAUUUGAAGGCGCUCCUCGCUCCACCUCCCCAGUCGGCGCUGCAGAGGGACGAGAGACGAGAGCCUGAUGCUACAGCGGGGCCACUUUUUCUCCGGCGGUCCCCUCACUACUGCAAAAUGAAGCCUGCGCUUAUCGUGGUUUUUGCUCUUCUUGCAGAAACCGUCGCGCUCCCAGUUGGCAAAGAGGAGCAAAAAGAUGUGGUUGCACGAUGUCUGGUCGAAGUCUUGACCAAAGCGCUGUCCAAGCCGGAUGUUCAUUUGGAUCAGGAAUGCGUAGAUGUUCUCCAAGCAGGUGUCAAAUAUGCCCCAGUGAACAAAGAGACUACGGAGGAAAUCUCUCGUGCGGGAGCCCCUACGGCAAAGACGGCGGACGUCAAAGACAUUGAGGCACUGCUGAAAUCUGUGGAGGAAAAGAGGGAAACCCCUGAAGAUGAGCGGAACCAGGAAUCCUGGAGUCUGAUCGAGAAGCGGGAUGGGGAUCAGGAGGAAGAAAUACGAGAGAAGCGGAGCAGCUGGAGGCCAGGAAGAUUCCACCAGAGGAAGAGCAAACGAGGAGAGGAAGAUUACGACCGCAGUCAGGAGAGCUGGGGAGGCACUGAAAGGAGGUCAGACGACGAAGAAGAGGACGGAGAAAGUGAAGAACGAGACAAGAGGAGCUGGAGGCCCGGAAGGCACUACCAAAGGAAAAGUAAACGGGACGAGGAGGACGGGGGAGAGCCAGAGGAGGAACGCAGUCAAGAGUACUGGGAUGCAGACAAGAGGCUGGAGAACGAGGAGGAGGCGAGAGAAAAGCGCAUAUGGAAACCCACACAUCGCUAUCAUCACAAGAUAAAGAUCCACAGGCGCAGCGACGAACCAUCCGAGGGUGAGGGAUACGAGGACCGCAGCCAGGAAUCCUGGGACGUUGACAAGAGGAGCUGGAAGGCUGGCCGAUUCCACCAGAGGAGAAACAAGCGCGACGAGGAGCUAUCGGAAGAAGCAAGGGAAGAGCCUGAGGAGGACCGAAGCCAGGAACUUUGGGACAUUGACACUGGGAGAGAAAAGAGGGAGUGGAGGGCGGGAAGGUAUCACCAAAGGAGACAGAAGCGAGAUGAGGAGCUUUCGGAGGAGCCAAAGGAAGAACCUAAUGAAAACCGCAGCCAGGAGAAUUGGGAUUUUGACACCGGAAGAGAUAAGAGGGACUGGAGGCCUGGCAGGCAUUCCCAAAGGAGACACAAACGCGAAGACAGGCUUUCAGAGGACGCCAAGGAAGAACCUGACGAGGACCGCAGCCAGGAAUAUUGGGAUUUUGAUACUGGGAGAGAGAAGAGGGACUGGAGACCUGGCAGGCAUUCCCAAAGGAGACACAAACGCGACGAGGAGAUUUCGGAAGAAGCCAGAGACGAGCCCGACGAAGAACGGAGCCAGGAAUACUGGGACUUUGCCACAGAACGAGAUAAGAGGAGCUGGAGGCCCGGCAGGCACCACCAGAGGAAACACAAGCGUGCCGAAGAGCUCGGAGAGGACGGCAGGGAAGAGCCAGAGGAAGAGCGCAGUCAAGAAUAUUGGGAUUUUGACAAGAGAGACGACAAAGAAGAUGUAGAGAUAGAAAAGCGGAUCUGGAAGCCCACACACAGGUACCACCACAAGAAGAGACUUCACAAACGAGGAUCGUCAGAGGAAGAGAUGGAGCCGAGGGGCGACUCGGAAGAGAACACAGACGAGGAAAAGAACAGAGACGAAGCCUUGAGGUACCUAGCUGAGAAACGCAAUCCCUGGAUUUACAGAGGCUAUUACCACCCGGCCUGGUAUAAGAGAGACUCAGAUGAACAUGCUGCAACAUCCGCUAAGAUGGAUGAACUGUCCAAGCUGCUUAGUUAUAAGUUAAACCAGCUGGCUAACCAGUCUGCUAAAGAGGAGGACAAGAGGAGUUCACAGCAGAGAGAGCUUACACCACCGGAGGAGAAACAGCUGGAAAACCUGGCAGCGAUGGACAUGGAGCUGCAGAAAAUCGCAGCCAAGUUGCAUGACAAGACCGCAUAAUCCCAGAGCAUUUAACUACCGUCUGUGAUCCAUGCCAAGUUACUGUGCAUCUACCUAUUUAAUGUGCUUUGUGUUAAAAAAAAAAAGAAAGAAAAAAAUUUGCAAAGCUCACAUCCUACGUGCUUUAUUUGAUGUAUUUGUGAUGUUACGUCGAAAUUAAAACAGCAUGGGAACGGCUUGGAUGUUUAUAUGCGCUUUGUGAUGAUAUGAAAAUAUCAACAGAGACAAAUGAUUUAAAUGUAUUCGACGGCUCUCCUUCUGUUUGCAUUCAAUAAAACAAAGCAAAAUGAUUUA